Molecule: messenger RNA, 3576 nt
Organism: Eremothecium gossypii ATCC 10895
Lineage: Eukaryota; Fungi; Ascomycota; Saccharomycetes; Saccharomycetales; Saccharomycetaceae
Gene: CAF130
Product: CCR4-NOT core subunit CAF130
Exons: 1
Coding region: 1-3576 (1191 amino acids)
Source: RefSeq, marked provisional
AUGGUCAAGAAGAACAAGGUGAAGUCGGAUACGCCGACCGUUGUGAGUCCGCUUGCGUCGGUGAUCCAUACAUAUAAGCCUAGCAUUCAGUCUUUGCUGGAGCUGAAUGUACAAGAGGGUGACCCUCACUUUGAACUUAUGAUAGUGGAGAAGGUGGUGGUGACACUCUUCAUGACACGGGGAGGCAAUAGUAUACUACAUCUGCUGUACGACCUCUCUUGCGGACGCAUCAAGCUGUCCGAGUACAGGCAAUCACUGAAGGUACGAUCGAAUGUCCACCAGUGGAAGACAUGCUACAAGGAGUGGGGGAGCCGGCGGGACACACUGUCGCGUUUUCUGGAUUUUUGUCUGCGGAAUGAGGACUGUGCGCUAGACUACACUGAGUACGGGCGUGUGAUGCGGAAGCUGCCGUUGCAGUUUCUGCUACCAGCGGGCCUGCACGCGUAUGUGCUUGACGAAGGAUACAAUCUUCUCCUUGAUUAUAUUAUUAAUAGCAGAUUGAUGUGGGAGGAGCUGCUGAUACAGGGCAUUCCGCGGCUACUGCCGGAGCUGAUAGAGGACUACAAUCGAGUGUUCGAGUUCAAUGGCUACUACACCUGGUACGGUGGCGCCCCGAGCGGGGCAGGCGCCGCCAAUUCGACACGAGAGCUCCACACUAAAGUGCUGUAUGCAUUGUUUGAUAAACUUACAGUAGCGAAAGAGCUGCUGCCGCGUUUGAAUGCAACUGUCUGGAGCCAUUCUUGGCCUCCUAUGUACCACAAGCACGGCAUUAACGAAUUUUCGAACGAAGAAGAGGAUCUAUACGACUUCGAUUCAGAAUUAGAGGGCGAUAGCUGGCCACAGCACAAGUCAUCCGCUAAAGAGCAGGUGUAUACUUUUGAGCUGAAUAGAGAUGGCUCACUAGAGUUUCCGAAUGUGUUUUUGCAUACUAGGAGGAGGCAUGAGACGCUUUACAGGAUACUAGGUCUGCCCAAUAGAGAAUGCCCGCUUCUGCGAGCCCAAUUCAUGACGUUGUGUGCGUUAGUGGAUCCCAUAACCCAACCUCCACCCACAGAAAAGCAUAUAAUAUCCAUUGACUUAAUUUAUCAGAUGUUCCUGGGGUCAAUUUCAUCAUUACUGGAGUCAUCGCUCAGGGGCCAAGAUUGGAGGUUUCAUGUUUGUCAUAACUUACAGAAAAUUAUUUUAGCCACAAUGAAAAGGUUGAAUUGUCAUGAUAGUGAAGUGCUGAAUUCGAUUAAUAACAGUGAUGAAACAGUACAUUGGAAUGUUAACAUCGGAAAGUGGACCCCUCGAGGCCUCAAUACACAAGACUUGGAAUUACUGUACAUGGUAGACAUGUUGGGUAUAUACACUAUCUACCAGUUAUACUCUGAUCUACCUGUUCAGAUGAAUCCUUUUCUACCGCUGAGCUUUCAUUUAUGGAAGAAUCUAACCAAUGUUCUACUCCUGGGCCUUGAAAUAGAUCGGUUUGAGGAAGAUCGAGAGACCUUCAGCACACCCAUUAUAGUACGUGCGACCAUAAGGGGAUCCGCAGCAUUACGAAGUGUGGUUGCAACAAUGAUUAACAGCCACUUUUCGAUUAAGGAACAUGAUUUUAAGCAUGAGCCCAUAAAUUUGUUUAUGUCGCCACACGGAAGGAAACUUUGUCAAGGUGCUCUCUAUGCCGAUGUCCGAUCACACGCGGCUGCAAUGCUCGCUCUGGGUAUUGAAUUAAACGACGUAACAGAUUUACUCAGUGACUUGCAGCCUGGCGACAGAUUUGAUGAUGACGUGAAGUACAUGUUUGACUAUGAAUACGAUGACUAUAAUGCAAUUGACCCAGAACAAUUGUACGACGAGAACGAAGAAGAUCUAGAAAGGUUGGAAGAAAUCCAGCAACGUGAGAGGAUUAAGGAUAUGAGGGGAUAUUACAAGAGAUGUCACUGCGUCUUUGAUGAUGACGAGUUACUUUCUGAUGAGGAGGGAACGGAUACUGGGGAACACACUGAUAACCACAUAACGGAGACUGUUCAAAGCGCUCCUCUGAAUCUCGUAACAGGUGUAAGCACUUCUGGUCCACAAAAAGUAGCCGUGCGCUCACGGGAUUACGUUGAGUUCGAUUUUAAUGGUAAGGACUGGCGUGAUAUUCCGCGAGGAAUGAACUUCUACUAUGUAGAAGACUAUGUUUUCGUCAACAAGUUACAUGCAGAUGUAUUGCACUACCUUAUGAAAGAGGCUACUAGCAAAAAACUGGAAUCCAACCAAUCUUCUUUCAUAUUGCGGAGCGUGGCCACAUGUAUAAAACUGGAGCAGGAGAAAACCAUGGUUCAUGAUGCGAUAUUCAAAUCCAAGGAUAAAUCACCCCUUUCCGCAUCAGGGUCCGAGGGUUCAAAUGGGUUAACAAGUGAUUUUAUCUACGAGAAAUGGUGCGAAGAUGCCUUGUUUGAGAAGAUGAUGUACUAUAAUAAUGACUUAGUGUGGAGAAUGAUGGAUGAAAUGCUUAUGUGCAGUGGUUAUCGCAGGGUCCUGAUUUGGUUCAUAACACACCUGGAACUUUCUCAUUCAGUGAUCCAUUACAUCUUCGAGUUAGUCAUGGGCAUGAGAGGUAACGUUGCCUAUAAGGACUUGGAAGAAGAAUAUAUAAUAAAUCGAAAUCUGGAUCUUUUGGAUUCUUUCUCGUUGGGCUCCUCCUGUAUUCCUGCUUCAAUACCCUUUUCCCGUCAAGGGCCUAUUGUACUUUCUACUAUUGAAGUGAACAUGCUUCUCCAGGAGUUCUUCAUUAAUGCUGCGAUAUAUUUUUCGAAUUACCUUCGUGAUACUGCUUCCUAUGAACAUUUAGAUGUCGAGCAACCUGAAGAACAAACGGAAAUUGAGGAGGGCGAAGCAGAAGACGAAAUCGCGGAUGAAAGGCUUACUGCUUCCUCACAUGUACUUGGUCUGAUGAAGCUUCUUUGCUUUAUGGUCGAUAUGUUGAUAGAGAAGAAAAAGUUGGACUUCACAGACUCCGAAUACUUGUUUGAGUUGCAGACCUUGCUCAUGAACUGGAUUGGGCUCGUUCCGGAAGCUCGUACUCUAUUUUUCAAACUCAAGUCAACACUCUUAAACUCUUCUGCACUGAACGGUUCAGCGCUAUCACAUUUGGAGGGUGAGCUGGCAUCCAAUGACAACGACGACAGCGAGCCGGUAGACACGGCGGAAGAUGCAGGCCCGAUGGAUAAAAGCAACGGCCUGGAUGGUCUUCCCCUUUGCGACAUCGGCGCACUUACUAAUGGUCAGCCGACUUCUGCUGCGAACAGCGCACCGAAUGGCAUGUCCGAGAGUAACAUAUCUUACUGUAACCAGAUGUUGAUAAAGCUAUUGCCGCCCCAUUCUGCGGACGAAAAUGCAGCUGUUACUGCGCUGAGAAGUUUCAUUGCUAAACAUCCUCUAACGACUAAAACAGCGAUAUUCGGUAGGCGUGUGAUCUAUCAGGAUAAUGCGAUCAUGGGCCUCUAUAUGGCUGAUAAAGAAUUGCAGCAGAGGGAAUUCCUCGCAGAAUUCGGCAUCGACUACAACGCAGUUGCAAACAAUAAUAGCGAUGCAGAAGUUUCCUCGUGA